Molecule: messenger RNA, 1935 nt
Organism: Plasmodium yoelii
Lineage: Eukaryota; Apicomplexa; Aconoidasida; Haemosporida; Plasmodiidae
Product: conserved Plasmodium protein, unknown function
Exons: 9
Coding region: 1-1935 (644 amino acids)
Biological process (GO): endosomal transport
Cellular component (GO): lysosome; late endosome; cytosol
Source: RefSeq, a predicted model, not a curated record
AUGAAUAAUGGGGUUAGGGCAUUAUAUGUGUAUAAUUCAUCCCCGAAUAGUUCUAAUUUGAUAUAUACUAAAACUUUUGUUAAUAUCGAAGUUUAUGCUAGGAGUUUACAAAAUGCAGAUUAUAUAAACGUACUGAAAAUAAAAAAUAUAGAAUAUUUAAUUAAAAGCCAAAUCAUUGAUAAAGAAAAUGAAGAGAAAUGGGUAUAUGAUAAUUUUCUUGAAUUAAAUAAAACAAUAAGUUGUUAUAAAAUUCAUAUAAAAAAUAAAAUAUUAUAUCCAUUUUUAUUGGGAAAAAAAGGAAAUUUUAUAGUUAUUAUUUUAUUAUUUAUCGAUAAUAAUGAUGAUAAUAAUAUAUGUAUAAUAAAAAAUAAUAGUAUAAAAUUAUUUUAUUACAAUUUUAUAAAUGAUUUAUUAAAUUAUAUUAAAAAUAUAAUGAUAAAAUAUGAUCAAUAUUUUUGUAAAAAUAAUAAUAUCUAUAUUAUACAUAAAUUAAAAAACAAGUUAGAUUAUUAUAUAGCCAAUACAAUUCCAUAUGGUCGAGUUGUAAAUAAAAAUUAUUUUUUUAAUUAUAUGAAAAGAGAUAUGUAUAAAUCUGAAAAUAUUUUAGAUAGUAAUGUAUCCAUAUUUUAUGAUUAUUUAUAUUUAACAAAUAAUAAAAAUUUAAUAAUUAAUGAAAAUAAAUUAAAUGAUAUAAAAAAUUAUUUUAUUAGAAAAGAUAGUAACAAUAUUGAUGAAAAAAUAAAACUAGACAAUUCAGAUUCUACUAAUUUUAUUCCAAAGUUUGGAGAAAUUACACAAUAUGUCUAUACCCCCCAAAAUUUACAAAAUAAAAAUAAUAAAGAAAAACCAUUUGAUAUUGAUAACAAAAAUCAUGAACAUUCUUAUCAUAUAUUAAAUAAAAUGUCAAAUAAUAUAUUAUACACAAAUAGUAAACCUCCUUUUGUUAAUUAUAAAAAUAUAGUACUUAUAGAUGAUGAAACAAAAUAUAUUUUUUUCAAAUUGUUACAAAAUUUUUUUAAUAUUAUUAACAAAAAAAAUUAUUUAAAUGAUAAAAAUACAACCAAUUAUUUUUAUUCAUUAUAUCUAUUAUAUUUUUAUAAUUAUUCUAUAUAUUUUGAAAAAAAUAAAAAAAUAUUAAUAAAUAAAUUGGAAAAAUAUGAAUAUUCCAAAAAUAACAAAGAAAAUAUUCAAACAUAUACCCCUAUAUAUACAUAUGAGAAAAAUACACACACUAUUCCAUGCAUAACUAUAAAGGAAGAAUUAACCUGCUUUAUAACAAGCUCUCAAAAUAAUGAUACAAAAAUAAAGGGGGAAAUAAUAUUAAAACAUCAAGGAGAAAAAUAUUUAGACAUAAAUAUGGUUAUUGAAUUAGAUAACGAAGAUUGCGAUAUAUAUACUGACAGUUUCUCAAUCUUUGAAAAAAAGGGCAAAAAUCUAAAGAUACAAUAUCCAUGCAAACAUCCAAAGAAUAAGAUAAUUACAUAUUAUUAUAAAAAUUUGCCAAGUCCUUUCUUUGGGUCAUAUAAAACUAAAAUGCUAAAUGAAAAAAAUAUAGAGAUAAAUAUAACACUACAAAGAAAUAACAAUUUCCCAUACAUCCAAUUAAAACAAAAGACAGAUGAAUAUUUAUUUUUUAGAUUACCAUUUCCUUUUGAUAUUAUUAAUCACACUUUAAAAUGCAAUUUCGGAAAAAUCCAGUUUGAUAAUAAAAAAGAAAUAAAAUGGACAUUCCCUAACUUUGCAAGAGAAUCACCAGCAAUAUUAAACGGAACGAUACAAAUCAAUUGUAUAGAAAAAACAUUAAAACAGCUAGCUGGAGAAGUUCAUAUUUUUUUCAAAUCAAAUUAUUCUAAAACGAAAAUUGUUCAUUCGAAUAUACAAUUUUCAGCUGAUUAUAUUCUUCAAUCGAAAAAUUUAAUUAUGUUAAGUUCUUAA